Messenger RNA from Cornus florida, 678 nucleotides. RefSeq names its product protein S40-7-like. Bases 1 to 678 code for a protein of 225 amino acids. The record is from RefSeq and is a predicted model, not a curated record. The transcript has a single exon. Lineage: Eukaryota; Viridiplantae; Streptophyta; Magnoliopsida; Cornales; Cornaceae.
AUGGACCUAAGCGGUGCAGCCUCCCGAUUCCGCAUCGAGAAGACGACGUCGCACGAUCGAUUUCUCGGCGUUUUCACUCACUCCCGAUUGGUAACUGACGUCUCCGGCUCCGGCGAAGAGCUUAACGAGGAUGACAUAUUCUGGAACGGUGACUUGGCCGACAACAACCAUUUCUCAACCGUUCCCUCCACGUCCGCCGAUCGGAACCACCACAACCACGCCAAGGGUUACAGUCGAGCGGAGAAUUUUGGUAUUCUAGCCGCAUUGCCGGUGUCGGAAUCGGAUCAGAGCCUCCAAACGCGCUCGGUGUUUAACCACAAGGCUUCGGUUUCUUCUUCCUCCUCAUCGUCCACUUCCUCGUCACGAAUGAUUCCUACAAUGCCGAAGAAGCCUCCUCUCGACCGGCAAAGUUCGGUGAAGUACCAAUCGGCGCCGAUGAAUGUGCCCGUGCUUUCGGAUGCGAUGAGAAGGAACAGAGCCAUUCGCGAAUUCGACGACAUUGAUGAUGAUGACAACGAAGGGGACUUUGAGAUGCUACCGCCUCACGAGAUGGUCGCAUCGAAGCACUCUCCAAUGGUUUCUUGUUCUGUUCUUGAAGGCGUGGGAAGGACACUGAAGGGGAGAGAUCUGCGUCAGGUUCGGAAUGCUGUGUGGCGAAAGACAGGUUUUCUUGAUUGA